GUAGUUAUCUUUUUUUUCCUCCGCUGUAGCUACAGCGCCUGCGAUUGGAGGCAUCGCCUCUCUACACCUCCUCUCCGUUCUCCGUCUCUCUCGCCCUGGGCAUCUUGAUCGAGUGUUUUGAUCUUUUUCUUGUUCGUGAUCGUUUUCAGGAGGAGUUUGUGCGAUUGUAGUCGCUGAUCCGGGACCAAAGGUGAAAGAAGUUUGUUGAUCAGGGUAUUGGUGUCUUGGUUUGAGAACCCUAGAUCUGGGGGUUAGGGCACCAGGAGGUGAAUUGGAUCAGUUUGGCUUGGCGACGGCAAGAUGUUCUGGCGCAUGACUGGAUUGUCUACGACCUCCCCUGUGGACUCGAUAUUGGACAAGGAAAAUUACAGUCUCGAGGAGCUUCUUGAUGAGGAUGAAAUUAUUCAAGAAUGCAAAGCGCUGAAUACGCGUCUUAUUAAUUUCUUGCGAGGUAGAGCUCAAGUCGAAGAACUGGUACGUUACAUUGUGGAAGAAGCUCCUCAGGAUGCAGAAAAGAAGCGGACUUUUAAGUUUCCUUUUAUUGCGUGUGAACUAUUCACUUGUGAGGUUGAUAUUAUAUUGAGAACCUUAGUAGAGGAUGAUGAGCUGAUGAACUUGCUGUUCUCCUUUCUGAAUGCUGAUCAUUCGCAUAGUACUUUGUUGGCUGGUUACUUCAGCAAGGUUGUUAUAUGUCUGAUGUUACGGAAAACUGUUCCUCUCAUGAAUUAUGUUCAGGGCCACCAGGAGAUUUUACACCAAUUGGUCGAUCUAAUUGGUAUCACAUCCAUUAUGGAGGUACUAAUAAGGCUGAUUGGUGCUGAUGAGAGCAUGUAUUCCAACUAUUUGGAUGCAAUGCAGUGGCUGGAGGAUACAGAUGUGCUUGAGAUGAUUGUGGAUAAGUUUGGCUCCUCGGAUUCUCCUGAAGUGCACGCCAAUGCUGCAGAAAUCCUUUGUGCGAUAACUAGAUAUGCUCCGCCUGGGUUGUCAGCAAAGAUUUGCAGUCCAGGUUUCGUGGGAAGGUUGUUUCACCAUGCACUGGAAGUUUCAAGGCCACAAUCUGUUCUAGUUCAUUCAUUGGCUGUUUGUAUUUCCUUAUUGGAUCCCAAGAGAUUAUUAUCAGCUUCUAAUAAUUUAUUUAGAAGCAAUUUAAGUCAUGGAUCAUUGCCGACUGCUAGCCCAGAGACAAUUGAUGGCAUGCUGGGAAGUCUAGGUGACUUACUGAAGUUAUUGGAUGUUUCUUCUUCUGAAAGUACUAUACCUACAACAUAUGGAAAGCUGCAACCACCCCUUGGAAAACAUCGUUUGAAGAUAGUUGAGUUCGUCUCUGUUCUACUGACCAUUGGUAGUGAAGCUGCAGAAAAGGAACUUGUCCAACUAAGGGCCAUAAAACAUAUUCUUGAUUUGUUCUUUGAGUACCCAUAUAACAAUUUUUUGCAUUAUCAUGUUGAAAAUGUUAUUGUAUCUUGCUUAGAGAGUAAAGCCACCCUUCUUAUUGAACAUCUUCUACAUGAUUGUGACCUUGUUGGCAAAAUUCUUGCGGCAGACAAGAACCCUACACUGGCAUUAGAUAGUAAGCCAACUAUACCAGCAGAGGGAAGAGCACCUCCUAGGAUAGGUAACAUUGGGCACAUUACACGUAUAGCUAACAAAUUGGUUCAAUUGGGGAACAGCAACAUCACAAUACAGACAUAUCUACAGGAAAACGCUGAAUGGGUUGAUUGGCAUGCAAAUAUUCUACUCAACCGCAAUGCUGUGGAAAAUGUCUAUCAGUGGGCUUGUGGGCGACCAACUGCUCUUCAUGAUCGAGGCAGAGAGAGUGAUGAUGAAGAGUUCAGAGAUAGGGAUUAUGAUGUGGCUGCACUGGCUAAUAACUUGACCCAGGCAUUUCGAUACGGGAUUUACAGCGAUGAUGACAUUGAGGAGGCUCAUGGAUCACUUGAAAGGGAUGAUGAGGAUGCUUAUUUUGAUGAUGAAUCAGCUGAAGUCGUAAUUUCAUCUCUUCGUUUGGGUGACGAGCAGGAGAGUAGCUCUCUUUUUACAAAUUCAAACUGGUUUGCUUUCGAGGAUGACAGAACAAUCAAUGAUUCCUCAGCUGGUUCUCUUCCGUCAACCUCCCCGAGUUCAGAUGAGACUGAUGAGGUUGUUCUGGGUGAAAAUGAUGACCUUCUUGACACUGCAACAUCUUCAAAACCAACUGAUUCGGCAAUUGCUUCAGAGGAACCCAGCGAGCAGAUUUUGGGGAAUGGUCCUGCCCAGGUUUCAGACAAUGAAACUAGCUUCCCUCCUCAUCCAAGUGAAGGUGAUAAACCACCUGAGUGGGUUGAAUGGCGGGAGACGACAGAUUCUGGCGUACUGCCUGAUAGCAAUCCUUUUCAAAGUGUACCAAAUGGUGAACUCGGACCAGCUAAAGUUGAGCAAGCUGGUGAUUAUGUUGUUCUAGAUGAGUACAAAAAUGAUGAGAAUGGAGCUGGUUCUCGUGGAUUGACCGAGUCAUCAGAAGGGGUUAAAAGCAAUGGGCAGCCCACAGCUGAUGAAGUUGUGCAAGACAUCAAGCCAUCUGGUCCCAGGCUAUCUGUUGAGGAUGGGGAACAUGAUGAUAAAUCUAUAAACGGUGAGGGGAAGUGAAGAUCUUUGGGUAUGCGAAUUCUUGAAACCAACACCUGACAGAUGGUAGAUGGUUAGCCAUCCAGACGAUGAUGAUGAUGAUGAUGAUGAUGAUGAUGAUGAGCAUAGCCUUCGGAUUACUGUGUAAUUUUAGAGCCUUGUACAUCUAGAAGCAGUUUUUAUCUUAAUGGCUCAUAGUCUUGUUUGACCAUCUGUACAAAAAGGAGUGUGAUCCCUAACCUCUGAAGAAGGAUAUGGGCGUAUUUUCCUUUUGAAGUUCUUGUUUCUUUCAUUUUCAUGCAGAUUGAUUGGUGCUAAUAUCAUUGACAGGCAGUUCUAAGUAUUGGAAUUUUGUUCCCCUCCUGGCCUUUUACCCCCUGACCUUGUAAUAUUUGUGGAAUUGCUUGUUUGGUUGUAUCUGAAGCUAAUUUUGUUGUUAUUUUAAGACUGUAAAAAAUUUGAUUGAGCAUAAUUAUAAUGUAGCUAACUUUCA
This is a messenger RNA of Dioscorea cayenensis subsp. rotundata (Guinea yam), 3097 nucleotides long. RefSeq names its product serine/threonine-protein phosphatase 6 regulatory subunit 1. The transcript is spliced from 20 exons. The record is from RefSeq and is a predicted model, not a curated record. Gene Ontology annotation, molecular function: protein phosphatase binding; protein phosphatase regulator activity. NCBI's taxonomy places the organism in Eukaryota, Viridiplantae, Streptophyta, Magnoliopsida, Dioscoreales, Dioscoreaceae. Bases 301 to 2625 code for a protein of 774 amino acids.